AUGAUGGCCUCGUUGGACUCGGAGACCUGCAUGAUCGUGUUUAAAAACCACUGGGCUCAGGUGGUGAAGAUCUUGGAGAAACAUGAGCCCGGUCGUAGCGGCAGCGGGCUGAGUUUCCUGUCGGCUCCUGUCAGCGCGGACCGCUGCGUCUGGGCCCCCAUCCCUCCUGAUGAGGCCAGCGCUGUGCAGAACAACGUAGAACACAUGCUGUUCCUGUUGAUGGAGGAAGAGGCGGGACAAGGAGGUGCGAUGGGUCCCAUCUUGGAGUUCGUGGUGCUGGAGGGUGUGAUGGAGCGUCUGUUCCUGUGGAGCCUGAGGAGACAGUUCACUGAAGACAUGAAGCUGGAGCAGCUCAGGAUGUAUCAGAUGCUGUUAUCUCAGGCCAGACAGCCUCUGCUGCACCACAAACCUGUCCUCAGACCACUCAUGAUGCUGCUGGCCUCCUGCGCUGGAGCUGGAGGCGGAGCCGACAGCGGUGGUGAGGUGGAGGCGGAGCUGGUCCUGCUGCUGAACCAGCUGUGUGGCCUGGUCAAAGAUCCGUCAGUCCUGGAGCUGUUCUUCCACACCAGCCAGGACCAGGGAGCUGCCAACUUCCUGCUCUUCUCUUUGCUGAUACCGUACACACACAGACAGGGUUCAGUGGGUCAACAGGCCAGAGACGCUCUGCUGCUCAUCAUGUCUCUGUCAGCGUCGGAGCCUCGAGUCGCUCAGCACAUCGCCCAGAACACAUACUUCUGUCCUGUGUUGGCCACAGGUCUGUCAGGUCUGUACUCGUCUCUUCCUGCCAAGUUACAGGUUUACAGCGAAGACUGGCACUGUCUGGACCAGGCCGACUGGCAGCAGGUCCCGGCUCUGGUCCACUUCCUGCACUCACUGGACUUCUGUAGCGCUGUUACCAAGGUCACUCAUCCCUCCAUCCGCUCUCAGCUGCUGGGUUACAUCUACAACGGGUUCCUGGUGCCUGUGAUGGCUCCUGCUCUGCACAAGCUGACGGUGGAGGAGGUGAUGACCACCACGGCCUACCUGGACCUGUUCCUGCGCUCCAUCACAGAACCGGCUCUGCUCCAGACCUUCCUGUCCUUCAUCCUGCUGCACACACAUGACAACGUGCACAUCCUGGACACGCUGGUCAGCAGAGUCAACACACCUUUCCAGCUGGGUACGGUGUCUCUGGCUCUGUUCAGGACUCUGAUCGGCCUCUUCUGUGAAGACGUCAUGCUGCAGCUGGUGUUCAGGUAUCUGAUCCCCUGCUUCCACCUGAGUCCAGGCCAGCGCUCCUCUCUGAACCACACAGACUGGUACUCCUCCAGCGCCGCCUCCUUCCUGCGGCUCACGCCCUCCUGGUGCUCCGCCGACGCCCACCGUUGGCUGUUCCCCACCGAGCACAUCCACUGGCCUAAAGGAGCAGAUCUGUCGGACAGCGUCGCCUACCGUCGGGGCUCAGACUUUCUGAUGGACGUAAACUACCUCCACUACCUGUGGGACGCCCGCCAGGCCAUCUGCACCUCCCACAGGUCAGCCACAACUUCAAGUGUGUCUGAGCAACUUACAACCAGAUGA
Sphaeramia orbicularis (orbiculate cardinalfish) is the source of this 1560-nucleotide messenger RNA. Its product is annotated as protein FAM160A1-like. NCBI's taxonomy places the organism in Eukaryota, Metazoa, Chordata, Actinopteri, Kurtiformes, Apogonidae. The record is from RefSeq and is a predicted model, not a curated record.